This is a messenger RNA of Pochonia chlamydosporia 170, 1155 nucleotides long. Its product is annotated as PHP domain-containing protein. Lineage: Eukaryota; Fungi; Ascomycota; Sordariomycetes; Hypocreales; Clavicipitaceae. Gene Ontology annotation, molecular function: 5'-3' RNA exonuclease activity; 5'-3' DNA exonuclease activity. The transcript has a single exon. The coding region runs from base 1 to 1155 and encodes 384 amino acids. The record is from RefSeq and is a predicted model, not a curated record.
AUGGUAGCGAAUGAUGGAGCUACACCAGGCUAUAUCCCCGGACUAUUGGCACCUGGUACAUGGAACGUGAUACUUGGAGUCUACCAAGUGAAAACAACCGAAUCAUCGUACACAAUCGAAAUAACCUUGGACACCAAACAACGACAAGAGUUCCAGCCCUGUCCUGCGCCAACUAGAGCUCACUAUAGUACAUCGCUGCGACGGUUACCUGGUUAUAGCCCCAGCUUCCAAUGGCUAAAGGGCGACUUUCACGUACAUUCAGUAUACUCUGAUGGGAAGCUCGACUUGAGCAGCUUAAUUGACAAGGCGCUCAAGAGGAACCUCGACUUCAUAUUCUCGACAGAGCACAACACCAACAGCGCAAACCUCGUGUGUGGCUCCCACAGCCCAGAGGGAUUCCUAGUAGGCCGAGGAAUUGAAGUCACAACUUACAAGGGCCACUGGAACGCCAUAGGCCUUUUACCGCAUCAAAUGAUUGAUCCGGUCAUCCAUGAUUCAACGAACGUGGACGCAAGCUUGACGCAAGCUGUAAGAGAGGUGCACAAGUCCGAUGGAUUUGCCAUCAUCAAUCAUCCAUUUGCAGAGUGUCGCUGCUGCGCUUGGGACUUUACUUUUCACAACGACAUGGAUGCAAUUGAAGUCUGGAAUGGGCCCUGGAAAAGACAUCCCGACGACGAGUCGAAUGAGAAAGCGGUACAAAAAUGGGACGAGUUGCUGCGAUGCGGUAACAUAUUUCCUGCAACAGGGGGCAGUGACCUUCACGAGCCGCAGUUUGAGAUUGGCGAACCAGUGACGAGGGUGUUGGCUGACGAGAAUUCUGUGACUUCUAUUAUUCGUGGGUUGAGAGAUCGUCGGGUCUAUCUCACGCGGCAUCCGAGUUAUGAGAUUGCGUUUACGGUGCGUCAUGGUGAGAAGGUUGCUGAUAUCGGGGGGUGGGUGGAAGCGACUGGGUUGGUGAAAGCAGUAGUUUGUCUGAAGGGGUUUCCGGGGGGUGAGAUUCGGUUGAUUAGUGAGGCGGGGAUUGUUUGUAGGACGAGUGAGUCUUGGUUGGAGAUGGAGGUGAUGGGGCGGUAUUUGAGGGUUGAGGUGAGGGAUGGGAGUGGUGAGAUGUUGGGACUUACGAAUCCGAUUUGGGUUCUGGGGCCAAAGGAAUAA